Molecule: messenger RNA, 3162 nt
Organism: Oppia nitens
Lineage: Eukaryota; Metazoa; Arthropoda; Arachnida; Sarcoptiformes; Oppiidae
Product: luciferin 4-monooxygenase-like
Exons: 9
Coding region: 34-3162 (1042 amino acids)
Molecular function (GO): CoA-ligase activity
Source: RefSeq, a predicted model, not a curated record
AUUUUAAUAAUAAUUAUUAUUAUUAAGUAAAAAAUGGAUGAGAAAUAUAUUGUAAAAUCUAAACAAAAGUCAUUUGAGAUAUCGGACACACUGUCCGUAUCGGAGUUGAUGUCAAACAAAUUAAAUGCAUUGAACAGCAAUAACACAUGUAUUAUUGACGCCACGACUAACACAAAACUAACAGUCAAAGAGCUGAUCGACAAAUCCAAUGCUUUGGCAAUGGCUUUGAUCGCACAGGGAGUCAAUAAAUUUGAUAUUAUAUUGACUUUUGCCGAAAAUUGUAUUGAUUUGGUYGUGGCAUUCAUUGCAUCAACAUUUUUGGGAACAACUYUAUACCCGAUCAGUCCGAUCGCCAACUUUUAUGAAAUGAACACUUUGUUGGAAACAUUGGGUUCACUCGUUAUCUUCACAUCCAAACUAUUGGCUCCUGUAGUUGAAAAAGUAUUAAACGAUAAAACCAAAAAAAUUAACAUAAAGUCUAUUAUUCUUAUGAAUGGAGAUUACAAUAAUUAUACAAAUUUUGAUAGUUUGAUUACCGAUAAUUUAGGCAAAACAUUGCCAAAAAUACCGUACUUUGAUGUUAAUCCUAAAAAAGAUGCAUUUAUUUUGUUGCAAAGUUCUGGGACUACAGGUAUACCAAAAUCACUAGUUAUUACACACCGGGCAUACGCUAUAUCACAAAAUUUUAAUGUGUGGACACCGGGAGAAAAACCAGUGUUCGGACACAUAACACCUUUCGGGUGUGUCUCUGGUGCGGGAUUUUUGUUUGGAUUUUUAAGUUUAGGGGUUCCUAUAGUUAUCUACAGAUUAUUUAAUGAUGAGUUGAUACUUAAAUCAAUUGAAGAUUACAAAAUCACAUUUAUGUUUAUUGUGCCGGCAUUUGGACAUAAAUUGAUUGCCGGACCACUCGUUGAUAAAUAUGAUUUAUCGAGUCUCAAGUUUCUGGUUACCGGUGGAGCAGCUUUUUCAGCACAUGUAGCUAAAUCUAUCAUUAAAAAACAUGAUAUUAAAUUUCAAGAAGGAUAUGGUAUGACUGAAUUCGGAAUGUUAACCGAUUGGCUUAACAUAGAUCCCGAAAAUGAUGAAUAUAUUCCGGGAAAUUUAGGCCGACCUAUAGUUAACUCACAGAUGAAAGUUAUUGAUCUGAAAAAUGGACAUAAUUUGGGACCAAAUUCUAAGGGAGAGAUUUGUAUUCGUGGACCGCAAAUGUUUUCUUGUUAUCUCAAUAACAUUGAAGCCACUAAUGAAGCCAUUGAUAGUGACGGAUGGCUGCAUACGGGAGAUGUGGGACAUUACGAUCAAAGCGGAAGAUUUUUUAUCACCGAUCGACUUAAAGAACUAAUUAAAUACAACACUAAACAGGUCUCUCCAACAGAAGUCGAACAGUUCUUAAUGACCCAUAAAUGUGUGGCUGAAGUGGCAGUGGUUGGUGUCAGACAUGAAACACAAAACCAAUGGGUCAGAGCUUAUGUCAAAGUAAAAGACAAUAUGAAUGUCACUGAAGACGAAAUCAAGAAAUAUGUUUCCGAUAACAUGAAUGAYGCCAAACACUUGAGGGCUGGCGUUAUAUUUGUCGAUCACAUCCCUCGGACUACUGUCGGUAAAGUCGAUCGAAGAUAUUUCAAGAAAUUAAUUGCUAAUGAAAUUAUCAAAGAGACAUAUAAAUAUAUUAUUAGAUCUAAUAAGUCGUGUGUAAAGCCAUCAGAAAAUACUGUUUCCGAAUAUUUAUUCAAUGGUUUGACACGUAUUGAUGGACAACACAUUAGUAUUAUUGACGCAACCAGUCAUACAAAACUUAYGGCUAAAGAGUUAUUAGAAAAAUGUCAUUCACUUGCUAUGGCUUUGGUUGAGUUGGGAAUCAAGAAAUCAGAUAUUGUUUUGACUUUUGCUGAAAAUAGUAUCCAACACGUGAUCGCAUUGUUAGCCUCAAUAUUCUUAGGCGUAACGAUAUACCCGAUCAGUCCGAUCGCAAAUUUUUAUGAAUUGGACGGACUGUUGGAAACAUUGGACAGUGUUUGUGAAGGUUAUCAAUCAUUUGACAACUUAUUAGACUCUGGUCUCAACAAAAAGUUAUCUCAAAUACCGUACUUCAGUGUCGAUCCUAAGAAAGACACAUUCAUUUUAUUGCAAAGUUCCGGCACUACAGGUGUUCCCAAAUCAAUGAUGAUUUCAAACUUUGCUUUUACAAUGCAAAUCAAAUUAUUAGAAACACUAAAAAGUUUGACAACGUUUGCACAAAUAACACCUUUUGGUUGUAUAUCGGGAUCAAUGUUUUUAUACGGAUAUCUAACUCAUGGACUGUCGAUUGUCAUAUAUCGUCAAUAUAAUGAGGAACUCAUAUUUAGAUCGAUAGAAAAAUAUAAAAUUGAUGACAUUUUUUUAACACCAGUGUUUGCAAGUAAACUCGUUGACACCCAGUUUACUGAUAAGUAUGACUUAUCGAGUUUAAAGUUUGUCAAAAUUUCCGGAGCACCCAUACCAUCACAUAUAGGACAGGCUAUUGUCAAAAAAUACAAUGUCUUAUUAAAAGAGGGAUACGGUAUGACAGAGUUUGCACCGAUAACUGAUUGGUGGAACUUAGACAAUGAACAGUAUAUUCCCGGAUCAAUGGGAAGACCUGCUAUUAACGUAGAGAUUAAAAUUAUAGACAUAGAAAGUAAUAAGAGUUUGGGACCAGAAAAAGAUGGAGAAAUAUGUGUCAGAGGAAGACAAAUGUUUUUAGGAUAUCUCAACAAUAUUGAAGCCACUAAUGAAGCGAUCGAUAGUGACGGAUGGCUUCAUACAGGAGAUAUUGGACACUAUAGUGAAGAUAAUUUGCUUUUCAUCACCGAUCGACUCAAAGAAUUAAUCAAAUUUGAGACAAUUCCGGUGUCGCCCUUAGAAAUUGAACAGUUCUUAAUGACCCAUAAAUGUGUGGAUGAAGUGGCAGUGGUUGGUAUCAGACACGAGACACAGAAUCAAUGGAUCAGAGCUUAUGUCAAAGUCAAAGAUAAUAUGAGUGUCACUAAAGACGACAUUAAAAAAUAUGUUUCCGAUCACUUAAAUUAUGCCAAACAUUUGAGAGCUGGCGUAGUGUUUGUCGAUCACAUCCCAAGAACAACGAUUGGRAAAGUCGAUCGAAGAUAUUUCAAGAAACUAAUUGCUAAUGAAAUUAUUAAGUAA